GUGCCUGGUGCGGAGGAUCAGACAGCCCUGUCCCUGGAGGAGUGCCUUAGGCUGCUGGAGGCCACCUUCCCUNCUGCCUCACGUGGUUAGUUUCCAGCUGCGGAUGUCUCCACCCUGAGCGAAGCCGUGCCCGGCGAGAGCAGGUCCGCGGGCAUCCAGACCAGCCUGCUGUCUCCUCUCCUCACAGAGACCGAGUCGCCUUUCGAUCUGGAGCAGCAGUGGCAGGACCUCAUGUCUAUCAUGGAAAUGCAGGCUAUGGAAGUGAACAACACAACCGCAGAAACCAUGUACAACGGCACGAGCGGAGACCUGCUGACUUCUAACUACAGCCUCGCUCCGAACACUCCCAUCAAUCAGAAUGUCAGCCUGCAUCAGGCCUCUCUGGGUAGCUGCUCACAGGACUUCCCCCUCUUCAGCUCAGAAAUCGAAAGCCCCUCCAUGGCUGGCAGCUCGGCCCUGCUCCAGCUGGCGCCGGACAACUCCACCGGCCUCAACACCACCUUCGGCUCCACCAACUUGAGCGGCAUCUUCUUCCCUCCGCAGCUGAACAGCACAGUCAACGAGACGGCUGGCCCCGAGCUGCCGGACCCGCUGGGCGGUCUUCUAGACGAAGCCAUGCUUGACGAGAUCAGCUUGAUGGACUUGGCGAUUGAAGAAGGUUUCAACCCGGUGCAGGCCUCGCAGCUGGAAGAGGAGUUUGACUCCGAUUCGGGUCUUUCUCUGGAUUCCGGCCACAGUCCUGCUUCUCUGAGCAGCUCAGAAGCCUCCUCCUCCUCCUCGUCGUCCUCUUCCUCCUCAUCCUCUUCCUCCUCCUCGUUUUCUGAGGAAGGAGCUGUUGGCUACAGCUCAGACUCUGAAAACGUGGACUUUGAAGAAGCGGAAGGGGCGGUUGGAUACCAGCCAGAGUACAGCAAGUUCUGCCGCAUGAGCUACCAGGACCCGUCGCAGCUCCACUACUUGCCUUACCUGGAGCACGUUGGCCACAACCACACCUAUAACAUGGCGCCGGGGGCCCUGGAUCCAGAGGAGCCCAAACUGCCCAGCGCCGGGAAGAAGAGCAGCAAGGAGAAGCCGUCCGAGUUCCUGGAUAAGCAGAUGAGCAGGGACGAGCAUCGAGCCAGAGCCAUGAAGAUCCCCUUCACCAACGACAAGAUCAUCAACCUGCCCGUGGAGGAGUUCAACGAGCUCCUCUCCAAGUACCAGCUCAGCGAGGCGCAGCUGAGCCUGAUCCGGGACAUCAGGAGGCGAGGCAAGAACAAGAUGGCUGCCCAGAACUGCCGCAAGAGGAAACUGGACACCAUCCUCAACUUGGAACGGGACGUCGAGGACUUGCAACGAGACAAGUCCAAACUGCUCAGGGAGAAGGUGGAAUUCCUCAAAUCCAUCCGCCAGAUGAAACAAAAGGUGCAGAACCUCUACCAGGAAGUGUUCGGCCGGCUGCGGGACGAGAACGGCCAGCCCUACUCCCCCAGCCAGUACGCCCUGCAGUACGCCAGCGACGGCAGCGUCAUUUUGAUACCUCGCGCCGUGGCUGACCAGCAGGCCCGGCGGCAGGAGCGGAAACAGAAGGACCGGAGGAAGUGAAGGGACGGCGAUGCGGGAGGAGUGGGACACUCGCUCAAGUGAGAACUGGAGAAGGGCUGAGUCUGGAAGUACUUAGAGGAACUUUCAUGCCUUCUUAUCCAAUAUAUCUUCUCAAAAAAAAAAAAACGUGACUGCUGCCGGUCAGUGUACGGGAGAGACUGCGGGACCUGCAGGCUGAGUUUUGAGGGCUCCCUGCGGGGAGGGACGGGGAGGAGCGGACCCGGCACUGGCGAGCCUGGCGCCUUCCACACCUGGAAUCCUUUGAGUGCAGGAAACGAGCUGGCAUCACUGGUGGUGAGAUUGGCAGAGGCGGAAAAACUACUGUUAGGAACUGGCUUUAAAUAAGAAAAGAGAUUUAAGCAAAUGAACUUAAAACGAGUUAUAGGAGAGACAUUUUUCUGAACUUCCAAAGUUCUGUGAUUUCAGGUAGCUGGUUUCUUUUUUUUCCUUUUCUUUUUUGGUUUUUUUUUUUUUCCCCUUUUCCUGAACCAGUUUUGACAUCGGUGUGUGUGAUUCAAUCUGACUUAAUUCCAGAUUAACCAACAUCCCUUCCUAAAUCAGACCAGUGCACACAUGGAAACACAAGUGGUGUGACUUCCAUUAACCCUUUCCAGUCUGA
This is a messenger RNA of Pelecanus crispus (Dalmatian pelican), 2203 nucleotides long. Lineage: Eukaryota; Metazoa; Chordata; Aves; Pelecaniformes; Pelecanidae. The record is from RefSeq and is a predicted model, not a curated record.